Messenger RNA from Pogoniulus pusillus (Red-fronted tinkerbird), 7987 nucleotides. RefSeq names its product zinc finger protein 850-like. The record is from RefSeq and is a predicted model, not a curated record. NCBI's taxonomy places the organism in Eukaryota, Metazoa, Chordata, Aves, Piciformes, Lybiidae. Gene Ontology annotation, biological process: regulation of DNA-templated transcription.
GGAGGGGCGUGGCUGGGGCCGGCAGCGGCUGCGUGGGGGCGGGAGGGAGGCCUGAGCGCGGAGCGUCCCCUGCGGUGCGGAGUGUCCGCUGAGGGCCCGCGUAAGGCACCGCGCAGGGCUGGGUGGCGAGAGCAGUGCCCGGGGGGGACCGAUGCCCGCUGGAGGGGAGCAGGGCGAGAGCGACCGUGAGCGAGGUUUCAGGAAGGUUCACAGGAGCCUGUCAGAGACGAGCGAGAAUUCCCAGAAGGAAGCGAGACCUCCCUGGCUGCGACUGGUCGCGGAGCCUUAGAGAGACCCCCCCCGCCUGGGUCUCCCCGCUCUCCAUGGCAGGGCAGAUUGAGGUCCCAGUGACCUUCGAGGACGUGGCUGUCUACCUGAGCCGUGCCGAGUGGGAGGCCAUCACCGAGGAGCAGCAGGAGCUCUACCGCAGCGUCAUGCUGGACGUCUAUGAGCUCCUGACAUCCCUGGGCAUCCAAGCAGAGCCCAUGGUGAGAAGUGAGGGUGAAGCGUUUGGUAGACAGCAGCCUGGCUUCCAGGAGGAGAAGGUGUCCCAGCAGCCCACUGACAGUGAUGCUGUUCCUGAUGUCACUGUGAGGGUGGAAACUGAAAAGGUGUUGUCCGUUGUGCAUCCCCAAGAAUCUGGUUACCCAGCAGGUCCUGGCUGCAGUGAUGAAGCAGAUGACAAGUGGAGGCCCAAGGAAGAGGUGCCAGCUCCAGUGGCAGAGGAGGAGGAGAGCCAGAGGAUGUUGUCCUCAGAGGAUUCCCACAGUCGACAGCUCACAGAUCUUUGCCUGGAGAAGGUGACAGCUCCAUCAUCCAGUGGUGGGCAGAUUUCUCCCUCUGUCGGCAGUAUGGGCACAUCUAGAGUCUUACAGUUGCCUGCCAGUGAUCAUGUGGGCCAAGGUUCGUUUGCCUGCAGUGAGUGUGGGAAGAGCUUCAUUGCAAAGAGCAAACUGGUUCAGCACCAGCGUAUGCAUACUGGAGAGAGGCCCUUUGCCUGCAACGACUGUGGCAAGAGGUUCCACCACAAAAGCGGCCUGGUCUGCCACCAGCGCAUCCACACUGGUGAGAAGCCCUUUGCCUGUCCUGAAUGUGGCAAGUCAUUCAUUUACAAAAGCAGCUUGGCCUUUCAUCUGGUUAUCCACACCAGCAAGAAUCCCUUUGCCUGCAGCGAGUGUGGCAAAAGCUUCAACAACAAAAUCAGCCUUAUCACCCACCAGCACACACACACGGGUAAGAUGCCCUUUGCCUGCACUGAGUGUGGCAAGACAUUUAACCACAAAGGGAGCUUGGUGAACCACCAUCGUAUUCACAGUGGUGAGAAGCCCUUUGCUUGCACUGAGUGUGGCAAGAGCUUCAAGCACAAAAUCACCCUGGUCAACCACCAGCGCAUCCACACUGGUGAGGAGCCCUUUGCCUGUACUGAAUGUGGCAAAAGAUAUAACCACAAAAGCAACCUGAUCCAUCACCAACGCAUCCACACCGGUGAGAAGCCCUUUACCUGCACUGAGUGUGGCAAAAGAUUUAACAACAAAGGAAGCCUUGUCAACCACCAGCGCAUUCACAGUGGUGAGAAGCCCUUUGCUUGCAGAGAGUGUGGCAAGAGCUUCAGCCAUAAAAGCAACCUUGCAACCCACCAGGCCACCCACAGUGGUGGGAAGCCGUUUUCCUGCAGUGAGUGUGGCAAGAACUUCAGCCAGAAAUUCAGCCUGCUUAACCACCAGCGCAUUCACAGUGGUGAGAAGCCCUUUACCUGCACUGAGUGUGGCAAGAGUCUCCACAGCAAACGCAACCUCAUCCAUCACCAGCGUGUUCACACUGGCGAGAAGCCCUUUGCCUGUAGCGAAUGUGGCAGAUGCUUCAGCCACAAAAUCAGCUUGGUCAACCACCAGCGCAUCCACACUGGUGAGAAGCGCUUUACCUGCCCAGAGUGUGGUAAGAGGCUUACCAACAAACACAUCCUCGUCAGCCACCAGCGCAUCCACACCGGUGAGAAGCCCUUUGCCUGCCCAGAGUGUGGCAAGAGAUUCAUCUACAAAAGCAGUCUGUUCUCCCACCGGCGCCUCCACACUGGUGGGAAGCCAUUUGCCUGUAGCGAGUGUGGGAAGUGCUUCAGCCUGAAGAGCAAACUGAUUCGGCACCAGCACAUGCACACCAGGGACAUGCCCUUUGCCUGCAACGACUGUGGCAAGAGCUUCCACCUGAAAAGCAGCCUUGUCUGCCACCAGCGAAUCCACAACGGUGAGAAGCCCUUUGCCUGUCCAGAGUGCAGCAAGAGGUUCAACCACAAAAGCACCCUGGUCUCCCACCAACGUGUCCACACUGGCAAGGAGCCCUUUACCUGCCCGGAGUGUGGAAAGAGGUUCAACCACAAAGGCAACCUGAUCUCCCACCAGCGCAGCCACAGCAGUGAGAAGCCCUUUGCCUGCUGUGAGUGUGGCAAGAAGUUCAAACACAAACUCAGCCUGGUCACUCACCAGCACAUCCACACUGGCAAAAAGCCCUUCACCUGUGCCGAGUGCAGCAAGUCAUUCAUGUACAAAAGCACCCUGGCCUUACACCAGCGCAUCCACACUGGGGAGAUGCCCUUUGUCUGCCCGGAGUGUGGUGAGAGGUUCAAGCAUAAAGGCAGCCUGGCCUACCACCAGACCAUUCACCGUGGUGAGAAGCCCUUUGCCUGCACCGACUGUGGGAAGAAGUUCCGCCAGAAAAGCACCUUGGUCUCUCACCAGCACAUCCACACCGUCGAGAAGCCCUUUACCUGCACCCAGUGUGACAAGCCCUUCACACACAAAAGUGCCCUGGCCUUUCACCAGCGCAUCCACAGCAGGGAGAAGCGCUUUGCCUGUCCUGAGUGUGGCAAAUGUUUCAGCCACAAAUUCAGCCUGGUAAGCCACCAGCACCUCCACACUGGCAAGAAGCCCUUCACCCGUACUGAGUGCAGCAAGUCAUUCAUUUACAAAAGCAGCCUGGUCUUACAUCAGGUUAUCCACACCAGCAAGAAGCCUCUUGCCUGCACUGACUGUGGCAAAAGCUUCAACCACAGAAUCAGCCUGGUCAACCACCAGUGCAUCCACUCUGGCCAGAAACCCUUUACUUGCACUGAGUGUGGGAAGAGCCUCAACAACAAACGCAACCUGAUCAGCCACCAGCGCAUCCAUACUGGUGAGAAGCCUUUUGCCUGCUCUGACUGUGGGAAGAGAUUCAACCACAAAAUCAGCCUUAUCACCCACCAGCACAUCCACACUGGGAAGAUGCCCUUUGCCUGCACUGAGUGUAGCAAGAGAUUUAACAACAAAGUGAGCUUGGUCAACCACCAGCGCAUCCACAAUGGCGAGAAGCCCUUUGCUUGCCCCCAGUGUGACAAGAGGUUCAACCAGAAAAGCAACUUGGUCACCCACCAGGCCAUCCACACUGGUGAGAAGCCCUUCGCCUGCAGCGAGUGUGGCAAGAGCUUCAACCACAAAAUCAGCCUGGUCAACCACCAGCGCAUCCAUACAGGUGAAAAGCCUUUUACCUGCACUGAGUGUGGGAAGAGCCUCAACAACAAACGCAACCUGAUCAGCCACCAGCGCAUCCAUACUGGUGAGAAGCCUUUUGCCUGCUCUGACUGUGGGAAGAGAUUCAACCACAAAAUCAGCCUGGUCACCCACCAACGCAUCCACACCGGUGAGAAACCCUUUACCUGCUCAGAGUGUGGUAAGAGCCUCACCAAUAAACGCAGCCUGGUCAGCCACCAGCGCAUCCAUACAGGUGAGAAGCCCUUUGCCUGCCCAGAGUGUGGAAAGAGAUUCAACCACAAAAUCAGCCUGAUUACCCACCAGCGCAUCCACACCGGAGAGAAGCCCUACACCUGCCCAGAGUGUGGCAAGAGCUUUAAUGACAAACGCAGCCUGGUCACCCACCAACGCAUCCACACCUGUGAGAAGCCCUACAGCUGCUCAGAGUGUGGCAAGAGCUUCCGCCAGAAAAGCAACCUGGUCAUCCACCAGCGCAUCCAUGCCAGCAACACAACUUUGGCCUGCAUCGAGUGUGGCAAGUUGUUCACAUCUAAAAUCACCCUGGCCUUCCACCAGUGCACCCAUACUGAUGAGAAGCCCCUUGUCUCCACUGAAUGUGACAACAGCUUCAACCAGAACAGUCUGGUCUCCCACCAGCCCAUCCACACUGGUGAGAUGACCUUUGCCUGCACUGAGUGUGGCAAGAAAUUCAACCGGAAAAGCAACCUGGUCACCCACCAGCGCACUCACACUGGUGAGAAGCCCUUUGCCUGCAUGGAGUGUGGCAAGAGCUUCAACCAUAAAAUCAACCUAGUCAAGCACCAGUGUAUCCACACCGGUGAGAAGCCCUUUGCCUGCACGGAGUGUGGCAAGAGCUUCAGCUGCAAAAGCAGCCUGGUCACCCACCAGCGCAUCCACACUGGUGAGAAGCCCUUUGCUUGCACUGAGUGUGGCAAGAGCUACAACCACAAAAUCAGCCUGGUCAACCAUCAGCGCAUUCACACCGGUAUGAAGCCCUUUAUCUGCAAUGAAUGUGGCAAAACCUUCAACCACAAGAUCAGCCUGGUCAACCACCAGCGCAUCCAUACAGGCGAGAAGCCCUUUACCUGCCCAGAGUGUGGAAAGAGCCUCAACAACAAACGCAACCUGAUCAGCCACCAGCGCAUCCACACUGGGGAGAAGCCCUUUGCCUGCAGUGACUGUGGCAAGAGAUUUAACCACAAAAUCAGCCUGGUCAACCACCAGCGCAUCCACACUGGCGAGAAGCCCUUUGCCUGCCCAGAGUGUGGCAAGACCUUCAACCACAAAAUGAGCCUAGUUAACCACCAGCGCUUCCACAGUGGUGAGAAUCCCUUCGUCUGUAGUGAGUGUGGCAAGAGCUUCAGCAAUGAAAUUAGCCUGGUCACCCACCAGGGCGUCCACACUGGUGAUAAGCCCUUUGCCUGCUCUGACUGUGGCAGGAGUUUCAAGAGUAAAGGCAGCCUGGUCACCCACCAGCGCAUCCACAGCGGCAAGAUGCCCUUUGCCUGUACCAACUGUGGCAAGAGCUUCAACCGGAGACAUAGCCUGGUCAACCACCAGCGCAUCCACACUGGUGAGAAGCCAUUUACCUGCACUGAGUGUGGCAAGAGCUUCACUCAAAAAGGCACCCUGCUCUACCACCAGCGUAUCCACACCAGCAAGAAGCCCUUUGACUGAGACUGUGGCAAGAGCUUCUGUAACAGUGCCAUCCUGUGAUGCCAAAAGGUCUUUCACACCAGUGAGCGACAGUCUGCCUUCCCUGAGUGUGUGAAGAGCUUCUUUUGAUGCAGCCCAGGAUGUGGUUGGCUCUUUGUGUUGCCAGCGCUCUUUGCCAGCUCACGUCAAGCACCUCAUCCACCAGCACCUCCAAGUCCUCUGCAGGGCUUCUCUCAAUCCACUUUGUUGCCCAGCCUGGAUUUGUGCUUGGAAUUGCCCCGGCCCAGGUGCAGGAUUUUGCCCUUGGCCUUGUUGAACUUCAUGAGGUUGGCAUGGGCCCACACCAGUGUGUCCAGGUCCCUCUGGAUGCCAUCUCUUCACUCUGGCAUAUUGACUGCACCACUCAACUUGGUGUCAUCGGCAGGCUUGUUGAGGAUGCCUCAAUCCCAUUGUCCAUGUCACUGACAAAGAUGUUAAAUAGCACUGGUCCCAGUACUGACCCCUGAGGGACUGCACUCAAUGCAGGUCUCAAUUUGGACAUGAAACCAUUGAUCACAACCCUUUUUAGAGCAACCACACAGCCAACUCCUUAUCCAGCCUAGCGUCUGCCCUGCAGCCAGUGCCCUCAGCAGCUCCAUCUACAUGGAGGCAGUGAUCAGCAUCAGCAUGGAUGAUGCAGACAUUAAGCCAUUCAUCACAAGCCUUUUAGAGUGACCACCUAGCCAAUUCCUGAUCCAGUGAGUGCUCCUUCCUUCAGAUCUGUGUCUUUCCAAUUUACAGAGCAGGCUGCCAUGCAGGACAGUGUUGAACACUUCGUACAAGUCCAGGAAGAUGAUGGGAGUUGUUUUUCCCUUAUUCAGCAAAAACCCUUGAUAAAAAGCUACCACACUUUUCAGGCAGGAUUUGCAUUUGAUGAUGUUAGUUGCCACUAAACUUUUCAUUUUGCACAUGCUCAGAGUCUUCAGGAGGAUCUGCUCCAUCAUCUUGCCAGGCAUAGAAAGGAGACUGACUGGCCUGUAGUUGCCCAGGUUUUCCUUAUCAUCCUUUUUUGAAAUUAGAGGUUAGAUUUCCUCUUUUCCAGUGAGUGCAAACUUCACCAGACCACCAUGACUUUUUAAGUAUGAUGGAAAAUGGUUUUGCAGCUUUAUCUGCUCAUUCCCUUGGGACCUGUGAAUGGAUCUUGUCAGGUCUGUGGACUUGUACAAGAUCAUCAUUCAUUAGAUGAUCUUGAACCUGGUUUUCCCAUACAAUGGGCAUAUCUUCAUUCUCCUGGUCCCCAUCCUUGCCUUCUGCUAUUUGGAUGGUCUGGUUAGAGCCCUUACCAUUGAAGAUAGAGGCAAAAAAGUCAUUGAACCCCUUCUGUGCCUUUUAUGUCCCUUAGUUUAACUAGGAGGAUGGACUCCCUGUGCUCCAGAGGCCUUCACCACUGUUCCCAGUGCUUUUUAGUCUCUCUCUAUAGCCUUCAGACUACUCUUGGCUGUGUCACUGAUGCCCACAUGAGACAGCGGCAGUGGCUGGUAGUCAGUACUAAGGAUGGUAGUUUCUCAGUUAUGUCCUUGACACAAGCCCUGAGUGAGCAGCAGACUUCUAUAGAGAUUGGGUCAGGUCAGCAAAUGGGAGGCUUUGUACCCAUAAGAAGAGAGCUGCCCACUGCUGUAACCCUUCUCUUCUUACUGGUUACACUCAUUGUUACAUGGGGGACUGAUGGGGUUCCCUUAUGCACCUCCAGUGACAUACUUGUUGAAGCCUGCUUUGUAGCUUAAGGGUUAACAGGUGGAACCCGACCCCGGUGGGAGUAUUCCCUCCCCUUUUCUGCCCGUCCUCUAUCGAAGGGUACAGGAAGCUGCUGCCAUCUCUCUUUUCGCCUUCCUGCUCUAGUGGCGAGCUGCGAGGAUGUGGUCGAGCCUGUUUCCACGUGUUGUGGGGAAUCCACUGCCACCCGCGAUUGGGUUUUGUAUGUAUCUAUAUACAUCCCUUCCCUCAAUCUCCCUGUACAUCUCUUUCUCCCUAAUAUCUUUCUUAAGUUAUAGCCGAGUACAAAUCCUUUUGUUUACCCUUCCUUUUCCCUGAGGCGGGGGGAGAGGGCAGUAAUCUAAACUCUGACCUGUGGGGUUUGUGCCCUGAAGCCUUUAGCGGUGACAGCCUAUUUGUUGUCUUCAACCUGCUGAGCAUUUUGUUCUGUGUGGGUAUCUUGGGUGCUAUUCCUCUGCACUGAUGCCUUCUCCUCUGUGUGAUCUGGUGGGGAAGUAUUGGGUUGGUUGAUCACAGGCUGUGGGUUACCUACAGGUUGCUCAUGGGUCUAGUUAUUUCCCUUUCCUCUUCCCUGAUGCAGCCUUCGCACCCUCUGCAAUUCCGCCGCCUUGCAUAAGUUGGCACCAACAUGGGUAGUGCAGACCCCACAGGCAGAGCUGCAAGCUUUAGUCUCCGGGAAGUGCUCCCCAUUCUGCCUGAAGGGCGGGCGGUAGGAUGGGCACCCCACUUUGUUCAGACUUGGGCACGAUGGCUUCACGACCCUCACGAUUCAGUCAGAGCUGCUCCUCCGAGUUCCCCACCCCUGUGCGCCCUUCCGUGCCAACUGCCGCCCUCAGGUACCGCUCCGGCAUGGCCAGAGCCCUGUGUAGAGCGGCCCUUCCAGCAGCUCCGGUCUGCGCCAGGCUUGGUGCCGUCUGUACGCUGCCGGAGAGGAGCGCCCAUAAAUAACCAGCGGACAGCCUCGGCAGAGGGCUGGGCUGCGCCCGGUGGCGGCAGCCGCUGCCGGAGCAGCGCCGAGGCUGCCCAGGGGCUGCGCGGGGCUCUGCCGGGCGGGCCAA